ACUGCUACACUGCUCCUUUUCUUUUCCUGACGUCUCAUCUUUUUGGCCUUAGUUUCUGGAGUAAACGUUCCAUAUUAAGGAGAAGAGGAAUGACUUGCUCCCAUGGACCACAGGCUAAAAAGAAGAAAAAAAAAAAGGCUUGUGAAGUCUCAUUACUUUAGGCCGUUUGUGUUACCUUGGCAUAUCCAAUCUCUUCCUGAGGCAAUGGAAGUGGCUCACCCUGCAGUUUGGUUGCCCUUGUCUUGCAAUGCAUCUCCACCUGUGAGACACUUCUUGGCCCCACUGUUCCCUGUAGCUGUUACGUCCUUGUGGCUGCCGCUGUGAUCAGCUUGUAUGCACAAGGGACAGGCUGACUUACUGUGCACAAAAAAGGGGACGAGAGGCUGUCCAGGCGGAUGGGUACAAAUCUUUCCCAUUGCCCUCGGAUGUCAGCCAGUGCCACUCACCACCGCCCAGGGACUUGCCUUGCAUGUUCAACUUGUGCAGAGAGGACUCUGCUCCAAAUGCCUCAGGGCUGCCCCCAUCUCCUGAAAACCUGCCAUGUGACUCCUGUCAGGCAAGGUCACAGGGUUUGGCCACACCUGUGCCACUCACAGCCGUCUUCAUCUGUCAGCAGGAAGGAAAGAGGAGAGAGCAGGAAGAAGGGUAGAAAAGGAGGAAGAGAGAGGGAUAGAGAGAGGCGAGGAGGCUGCAUUUAGCAUUUGGACAGAGUGGCUGACAGUCACCGUGGGAGAGGCUUGCAAUGUCCUCAGCAACUUCCACCAGCUCUUUGCCCAGUGGCCUGGCCGUCCUGACGACUUUCCCAGAUGUGCUCUUCAUUCCUGAAAUCAUCUUUGGAGGCCUUGUCUGGAUCCUGGUGGCAUCCUCAAAGGUCCCAAUACCCAUGCUGCAAGGCUGGGUGAUGUUUGUCUCUGUGUUCUGCUUCGUCAUGUCCACUACCCUCAUGUGCCUCUACUUCUGUGGGGCCCACGGGGGCAGCAGCUCCUGGGUCACCUUGGAUGCCAUCUGCCAGGGGACAGCAUCUCUGUUCUACCUCAGUGCCGCUGUGUUGGAAGCCUACGCGACUUAUGUUGCCGCCUACUUGUUCAGCGCAGAGAUCUAUAGGGAGAACAUUGCUGCUGUGGUAUUUGCAUUCGUAGCUACCCUGGUUUACGUGAUCCACAAGGUGUGCUCGCUCCUGCGAUGGAAAUCAUCCUGAGAGCCUCUCCUUGGAAGUGUGUCCUGUGGUCAUCUCAAGAAUAAGGAUUGCAGUUUCCAGGCUGGCUUUGGGUUUUGGUUUUUUUAAUGUAAAUACUAUAAACAAGUGGCUUUUUACGUGGGAUCUUGGCAAAGAAGACAAGGAGCCUGCCAGAGAAAGGUAUAUCCUGGCACAGUCUGUUUCCCUUCAGUCUCUUCUGGGCUGGGUACAGUCUGAUGCUGAUAAAUGGGGCCCAAAAUAA
This is a messenger RNA of Chiroxiphia lanceolata (lance-tailed manakin), 1439 nucleotides long. RefSeq names its product mal, T cell differentiation protein (gene MAL). Lineage: Eukaryota; Metazoa; Chordata; Aves; Passeriformes; Pipridae. The record is from RefSeq and is a predicted model, not a curated record. Gene Ontology annotation, biological process: myelination. The coding region runs from base 743 to 1198 and encodes 151 amino acids. The transcript has 4 exons. Gene Ontology annotation, cellular component: membrane. Gene Ontology annotation, molecular function: structural constituent of myelin sheath.